UCGGCAAUACACGGGUUGGAGAGGUCGAGGCCAACGAAAGGCACAGAGCGAACUCUACAGUUUGUGCAGCAGAUGACGACUUUAGAAAGGGGCCCUUCUGAGGUUGACUGCACGUGGAAGGCAAAUUUAGCUGAAGAGCUGGACACGUUUACACAAACAAGUAAAACAAAGUUUCAGGGGUUUGCAGACGAGAUCAACCAAAGAGCACAAUAUGUAAUGGCUGCAGAAGCAAAGCUGCGUGAAGAAACAAAACGUCAACAUCAAGAGAUCGAAGAAAAAGGAAGAAGGGUAGACGACGAGAUAAGAGAAAAGCAACAACGUCUAGAAGAUGAAAAGAAAUCUAUGGAGAACGUUUACAAAUUUCAGUGUGGCAAAGUCAAACUAGAUGUGGGAGGCCACAAGUUCACCACAUCUCUCACAACACUGAAGAGUCAGCCAGACUCUAUGCUAGCAGUUAUGUUUAGUGGACGUCAUCAACUCGCGACUGAUGAAGAUGGAGCUUAUUUUAUUGAUAGAGAUGGUACACAUUACAGGCAUAUUCUCAAUUACUUAAGAGAUGAUACCAAUCUUGAGGAGACUCUUCCACAAACAAAAAGAGAGCAACUUGAGCUUCUCAAAGAGGCUCAAUACUGUCAACUGAAUAAACUUGAAACCAAAAUUAAGAUGAUGAUGUUGCCACGUGUUACUCAAGAGCAGUUGAAUACGGUUUUUUGGGGCAACCAAUAUAACCGGCCGAUCCAACCUGUCUACCAACCACGCAGGCGUUUCCAGCGUUCCUGGAAUAGUUUCAUAUCUGAUGGUGGGUGUGCCCAGAAUAGUUUCAUAUCUGAUGGUGGACACCAAAUAGCGACAGCAAGACUAGCCAGUCAGUCAUUGUCAUAUGAAGAGCGUGAUUUAUCUGAAUUAAACUUUUCAAACACACACUUUUCUUGUGCUGGAAUUUCCUUCAAAAGAUCAUGUUUGCGACAAGCAAACUUCUCUGGGUGCUGCUUUGAACCUCGUUACCCAGUUGACUUUUCUGGUACUGAUCUAUCAGAAGCUGACUUUCAACGUUGCGCAGGUCUCAUCACAGGAGGAGUCAAUUUCGAAGGGGCCAUAUUGGAUAACGCAAAGUUUGAUGAUGGUGUGGAACAAAAAUUGCUUGCAAAACUACAGUCUGAAGACAAAUAA
This is a messenger RNA of Corticium candelabrum, 1170 nucleotides long. RefSeq lists its product as uncharacterized. Bases 73 to 1170 code for a protein of 365 amino acids. Gene Ontology annotation, molecular function: protein binding. The record is from RefSeq and is a predicted model, not a curated record. The transcript has 3 exons. Gene Ontology annotation, biological process: protein homooligomerization. Lineage: Eukaryota; Metazoa; Porifera; Homoscleromorpha; Homosclerophorida; Plakinidae.